This is a messenger RNA of Xiphophorus couchianus (Monterrey platyfish), 1963 nucleotides long. RefSeq names its product neurotrophin 4 (gene ntf4). NCBI's taxonomy places the organism in Eukaryota, Metazoa, Chordata, Actinopteri, Cyprinodontiformes, Poeciliidae. Gene Ontology annotation, molecular function: growth factor activity; nerve growth factor receptor binding. The coding region runs from base 566 to 1585 and encodes 339 amino acids. The transcript is spliced from 3 exons. Gene Ontology annotation, biological process: negative regulation of neuron apoptotic process; nerve growth factor signaling pathway; positive regulation of peptidyl-serine phosphorylation. The record is from RefSeq and is a predicted model, not a curated record. Gene Ontology annotation, cellular component: synaptic vesicle; axon; dendrite.
UUUCAGGCGAAGCUCAGAGCCAUAAAACAUUAGCCGAACUUCUUCCCCAGCUCCACUCGCUCACCUAUUUGAACUGAAACACACUUUCCGAGAAAGCGCCCUCCACGGCGGACCAACAUAUGGGAAUAUUUCGAGGCUCACUUCCAUUUUUAAAACUUCCCACGUUGCAUUUUCCCCCUCCUUUCAUUGGAAGCGCUCCCUGGAGAACAGGAGUUUUUAAAAAAUAGUUCCUCAAGCUGCGCUACUUUUAUUUAUUCCAUUCUUCCAAGUGGGCUCCUCUCUUUGCACGCAUGCGAUGUCACGGAUUACCAAAAGGAGAAAGAAAUGUUUGACUUUGUAUCCAGUGUUUCCAAGUGAAAGUGAUUUUUGAGUAUUUUUUUUAAAGAAACCAGUUGAGCAACUGGCGACAGGACUCUAUAAUCAAUGUGGUGUCAGCUGGAAGGACGCGGGGUCCGGAUCUCACCUAAACGGCUGCUGCGCAUUUUGUUUUCUUUGGCAGUCACUCAGGUGAGGUGAGAGCUACCGAGUCACGGUCCCGACCCGCAGCUGAUACGUCCUGGGAGUGAUGCACUGGCUUCCCCUGGUUGCCAUGGUGAUCGCCUCGGCCCUGCCCUUCCCUCACAACCCCGCGACCGCGCAGCCCAGCGAGGAUCGUAAACAGACCUCCACCUCAGAAGAGGAGAACUGGAUAACCUACGAACCGUUCAGCAGUCCGGACGUUCCCGCAGAAGAAGAAGAAGCAGAACCGCUCAGGACCGAGGAAAUUUCCCAGGAAAACUCGCUACCAAAGGACUCCAAAGCCAGUAGGAAAGAUGGCGACUCGGACCCCAUACCGCGCCAUUUUAGGACAGGCGCAGCCGAGGACAGCCCCGCCGUAGAUGUCGGGUUGGGUCUGGAAAUAGAUGAAAUGUUUCUGGACGCACAUCCCCGCGUCCUGUUCUCGCCCUCGCCUUCGCCGCCGGAGCAUCCGCCGCUUCUGCUGAUGUUGGAGAACGGGCUACUGGAGGACGACAGCGACGGAGACGUAGAGGGUCACGGGGAUCGCGCCGCCGACCGGACCACGCCGACUCCGACAUGGGCGGACUACAACAAGGGCCCGGCCGACGAGGCGUACCGCCCGGUGAAACGGGACAAACGUUCACACCUGAUGGAUACCCACAGGGGGGAGAAGUCCGUGUGCGAGUCAGAAAGCACGUGGGUCAACAACAAAACCACCGCCAUCGACUCGCACGGCGAGCGGGUCACCAUCGUCCCGCAGAUCCAGACAAUGACGGGCGCGCUCAAGCAGUACUUUUACGAGACGCGGUGCCGCCGGCCCGACGGGCAGAGCGGCUCGAGCAGGACGCGGGGAGCGGGCGCGAGGUCCGCGGCGGCCGGCGUGGCCGGGGCCAGCUGCCUCGGCGUGGAUAAAAAACAAUGGCGGAGCGAGUGCAGAGAGAAGCAGUCGUACGUCCGCGCGCUCUCCAAGGACGCCAAGAACAAGAUGGGAUGGCGGUGGAUCCGGAUAGACUCGUCCUGCGUCUGCGUGCUGCUGUCCAGAACCAAUCAGGGGAAGGACGUGAUGACGAGGCGCAGGAGAGUCUAACGCAAGGAAGGAAGACACGUUUGGACGUCCUGUCUCCUUCCCCCAUUUUAUGACUUUUACAAAAAACAAGAAGACCUCAAUGCUAAAUGAUUUUAGGGAAAUUGUUAUAUAGACAGAGGUGGGUAGAGAACGACGGCAUGUUAGGAGCAAUUAAAAAAGAAUAACAUUUGUGGAAAUAUUGAGAAAACUCUGAGCAUCAACAAGUUGAACAUUUGCAAGAAAUUUUGUUUAAACGCCUUCUAAAAUUUUCCAGAAAAGAAGGAAAUUUCAUAAUUUCCAUCGAAUUUUCUAGAAAAAAAGAUGGAAGUUUCUUAGUUUAAGCAGUCGGAAAUUUGUGAGAAAGAAAAAAAAUCCAAUUUUGAGAUCUGAGAAAUUUUC